CCGAAAAGGCCUACACACUCCAACCUACUGUUUUUCUAUCUCCUCCUCUGUAUUUGUUCAACUUGGGCCCUGGAACCCUAGAUUGUCCAAGUGAUCGAAGAAGAUUACACAUGGCACAAGGGAAGAACGAAGAAGAGGAAGAACAUGCAUUGCCUUCGAAGCGAAAGCCCGAUCUCACUUUCGUAGAAGAAGGCAUUGUCCAGGCCUCAGAAAACAAUCCAAAAAAGCAUCAAAAACUCGAAACUUCUUCGGACAACAACUCCUCAGUUCCCGAAGUUGAAAAAAUCGAUGAAGUCGAACACAACCAUGUAGAAGAAGAAGAGGAGGACGGCGACGACGAAGACGAAGAAGAAGAGGAUUACGAAAGCGAAGAUGAUGAAGAGGACGAUGGCGAUGACGAUGACGAUGACGAUGAAGAUGAGCAUUCGAAUGAGAAAGCUGACGUUGAUCGUAAGGGCAAGGGGAUUCUAGUGGAGGAUAGAGGUAAAGGAAAAUUGAUAGAAGAAUCAGACGAUUCUAUUGGAUCUGAUGGCGACAGUGAUCUCUCCGAUGAUCCGCUUGCGGAGGUUGAUAUGGAUAACAUUCUUCCGUCGAGGACUCGACGGCGAGCGGUUCAGCCUGGGGUUUAUAUUUCUGAUGAUAUCCGCAAGGACUUCCAUGGUGAUGAUGGCAAUGCUUAAUUGAACUGAGGUUAGUAAAACUGAAGUGCAAAUAUAUUUUGUUCAGUUUGAUGAAGAGGAAGUGCUAUUUUGAUGAGACUCGGAUGCUAAUUUCAUCAAUGCUAUAGUGUUCGCAAACGUAUGCCGUAAACUUAACUUAUUAUUUCG
Messenger RNA from Ilex paraguariensis (yerba mate), 827 nucleotides. NCBI's taxonomy places the organism in Eukaryota, Viridiplantae, Streptophyta, Magnoliopsida, Aquifoliales, Aquifoliaceae. The record is from the annotation of a GenBank genome assembly.